This is a messenger RNA of Cataglyphis hispanica, 2579 nucleotides long. RefSeq lists its product as uncharacterized. Lineage: Eukaryota; Metazoa; Arthropoda; Insecta; Hymenoptera; Formicidae. The record is from RefSeq and is a predicted model, not a curated record. Bases 237 to 1262 code for a protein of 341 amino acids. The transcript has 4 exons.
GACCGCCAAACUGGUCGGCGAUCCAACACCCGCGGUACCGGCGUCGUGUCCAGAUUUAAGCUUCUUCUUUGCCGGGCAGGAUCUCCGAAGAUCCUUCUCAUCCGUUGCGCGCGUCAGUGAAUCCGCGCGAAAGUACCCGAGCGAUCUUGAUCAUCCGGAGGAUCUUGCAGCUCGAAGGAUUCUUCUCCGCCGAGCGCUCUAUUUUAAUUUGAAUAAAAGUCAUCUUGAAGAACAUCAUGGCUGUAAAAGCUACGAUCUUGCUGUUGAUGAUCACACUGGUGGUCGUCGCGUCUGCCGGAUUGCUCGAGACCCUGCUCUCGUGGGACCUUCCAGAGAUCGAGGCGAGAUCGACCACGUCCCAAUCCAAGUGCCUUUGCCAAACUUCCGGCUGUCUCUGCUGCGUCGAUCUGAAUCUGACAGCCGCGAUCGAUAUAGGUGGCCCGGUUUGCAUCAAUCUCAGGCAGAAGGAGCAAAAUGUGACUCUGAAUCUGACUUAUCGCGAUAAUCCCGUUCACAAUGCGACGACAAGGAUCGCGAAUGCGGCCAAUAAACCGACAUGCAUGAGCCUCUUGUUAGACGUGGCGCAAAUCUGCGCGAGAUUUACAUCGGUGAAACAAGCCGACAUCGGAGGCUAUGACGGUUGUCUAGCGAUCGAGCCGGUUCUAUUGGACAGAGCACUAGCCACGUAUCACAUGGGAUGCUUCAAUUUCAACCAAGGCGUCCGGCAGAUAGAAACGCCCGCCAUCACGGAGACGACGGAAUCCAUCGCCGACACUACGGACGACGAGGAUGACGGCUUAAACACCGACGAGCUGAUCGCUGCCGUGUCCGCCAGCGCCGAGCAUGGUAUCGCGCUGUUCACUCAAUGGCUGGGUCUCAAUCUUAAUCCGAAGCUGAAUCUGACGAACAAGGAGAAUGGACCGUCACAACAGGAUUAUCAACAGAAAGCUGACUCCUCGAGAUCAGCCCGUAAUAUGGCCGACAUCCAGAGCGAGAAGAGCGACGAGCGAUUCAAGCAGCUGUUGAGCGCCCAGGACAACGUUCUGAAGGGCUCGGCGACCAUCGGGCAGUCCAACGGUAUGGAGACCACCUUCGUCUAUUCCAAGCCGACCGAUCUGAUGACCGAGAGAAACGCGACCGAGGAGGCGAAGAGGAAACUCGAAGCGGAGGUCGCCGCGCCGCUGCAUCGGGUCGUGGUGCCGAAAGAGUCGAGGAGAGGAGGAAGGGCGUAUAAUAUUCAUCAGCACGUCAAUGAGAUUUAAUCGCGCUCAACUUGGUCGUCGCAGAAAAUUGAUGGCCGACGAUCAAUUUCUUUAGAGCUUUAGGAUGCCGCACAGACUAUACUUGUACGUAUGCUGCACGUGGAGCUGGGCUGAUGGAAAGAAGAUCGUCGCCUCGUCUGUUGCUUAUCAGAGAUAGCCAUGGAUAAUUUGAUCUUCAUGAUUACAAUCGUGAUAAUAUGAGACUCUGAUAUAAAGGCAGUAAAUUGUCAACUCGCGCAAAGAUAGAGAUCAUUGUCAAUAUGCGAAAUAAUUAAAUUGAUAAUAAUUAUUUAAUUGAUAAAGAUAAAGGAAUAAAAUUUAUUUUUUUCAUUAUUUGGCUAAAGAUAAGAAUUAUUAUUGAUUAUUUUUUGAUAAUUUUCAGCUAUUUAUGUAUAUAAUAUCUGAUAAAAUCAUUCACAAGUUUAAGUCAUGUAAUCCUUCUGCAAUUUUCUUUCAGUUUCAUGCGCGGUUUUCACGGUUAUAUUAUUCUAUUUUGUGAUAUACGGAACAAUAAAAUUUCAUCUUUAUUAAUUUAACUACGCGGUAAUAUGUCAACGAGCGUUACUUUGAUUCAUCGCACGUGCGUUUUGAUUUCACGCGCUCACACUUGCCCAGCUCCAUUAAUAUGAUCUCUCGUGUUUGUGAUCACGUUUGCUCUCGAUUAUAUUUGAAAAUCGUCACUAAAUCAUCACUAAACGUAUGUUUGAUCCGCUAUAAUUUUAAGGAAAAAUACUUGACCAGAAUUGCAUUAACUUGCGAUUCGGUUAUCUUAAAAAUAGAGAGGCGGAAUAAAAAUUACACGACGACAUAAAAUUUCGGUAAAUAUGUAGCUGUCGUCCAAUAAACAUAAGCAUUUUCAUUAUGCGUAUAUUAUUUAUUUCUUCGUUUUUUCUUCGCGCGUAUCAAGUAUAAAAAAUGCAAUGACAGUUUUAUGCCGCUUAUGUAUAUACAUGCAUGCAAAAAUUUGAGUUAUACAAUACUUGCACUCAUUUGCUGCAGACCGUACACGUCAUUUAUAUUCAGAAACAAUAUAUACAGAGAUUUCACCAAAAAAAAAAAAGAAUAAUUACAUGUGCGUGCGCCAACGCAAUCGAUUACAUCACGAUAUAAUCUCAAUUUUCCGUUAAUUUGCGCGCGGCGUUCUCUAAUUAAUACUACAAAUUAAAAUAUACAAGAUAAGAAGCCAAUGUGGUUCCUCUGUUAUACGAAACCUUAUUUAUACGCAAAUUCUUUCUCAACGCGAUGCUAGAAUAAAUUGUAUACUUUUGCACACUAUUUAUGUAGCUUGAAAGUUAAAUAAAAUUGUUUGACAAGGGA